Messenger RNA from Acomys russatus (golden spiny mouse), 1084 nucleotides. It is a transcript of the gene Twsg1, whose product is annotated as twisted gastrulation BMP signaling modulator 1. Lineage: Eukaryota; Metazoa; Chordata; Mammalia; Rodentia; Muridae. Gene Ontology annotation, biological process: regulation of BMP signaling pathway. The coding region runs from base 162 to 830 and encodes 222 amino acids. The record is from RefSeq and is a predicted model, not a curated record. The transcript has 5 exons.
GGCGUGGCCUGCGGGCCGGCGAGGGAGGGGGAGCGGCCGGGGACGGCGUGGGCCUGUGUGUUGGCGGCGCCGGGGCUCGCGGGAGCUGCUCGGAGGCUCGGCCCGGGAGGAGGCCGCCGCCACGCUUCCUGGGAGCUACUGAGUGACUUGUUUGAAGAAUCAUGAAGUCCCACUGUGUGGUGCUAGCUCUAGGCUCCCUGCUGGUCCUGAUGUGUGUCCCUGGGUCACAGAGCUGUAACAAAGCACUAUGUGCCAGCGACGUGAGCAAGUGCCUCAUUCAGGAGCUCUGCCAGUGCCGGCCUGGAGAAGGGAGCUGCCCGUGCUGUAAGGAGUGCAUGCUGUGCCUCGGGGCCCUGUGGGACGAGUGCUGUGACUGUGUGGGUAUGUGUAACCCUCGGAACUACAGUGACACGCCUCCCACUUCAAAGAGCACCGUGGAGGAGCUGCACGAGCCCAUCCCUUCGCUGUUCAGGGCGCUCACGGAGGGCGACACCCAGCUCAACUGGAACAUUGUCUCCUUCCCUGUGGCAGAGGAGCUUUCACACCACGAAAACCUAGUGUCCUUUUUAGAAACUGUGAACCAGCCACACCACCAAAAUGUGUCUGUUCCCAGCAACAAUGUUCACGCCCCUUAUCCCAGCGACAAAGAGCACAUGUGCACUGUGGUUUAUUUUGAUGACUGCAUGUCCAUAUACCAGUGUAAAAUAUCCUGUGAGUCCAUGGGCGCAUCCAAAUACCGCUGGUUUCACAACGCCUGCUGCGAGUGCGUCGGCCCCGAGUGCAUCGACUAUGGGAGUAAAACUGUCAAGUGUAUGAACUGCAUGUUUUAAAGCAGGAAAAGAAACGCAAACCAAAGCAGCUUACGCACCAGGGGAUGUGAGGGUUACUCAGCAAGUCAGGAGGUGCGCAGAGCUCAUCCAAGUCCUGUAUGCAGGAACAUGUUACAUUGUGUUGUAACUGUGCUUUUGUGUUUGCUGCCUAUUAGCAUUUGUCUUUUCCGCUGGAUACAGUAGAACUUUAGUCUCAUGAGAAUCAGGUUCAGAGGAGUCCUAGAAAGAUCUGACCUUCUGACAGAAGGUGGUGU